AGAGUUUUCUCACUCCAACACAAAGCAACAAGUUCUCUCAUCUCUUAUACAUCUCUUGGAUUAUACCAUAUAAGAGACAACAAUGAAUCGAAUGUUGUCCCUUUGCUGUGCUUUUCUCCUGAUUGCAUCAUCUCUAGGAGACUAUGGGUCAGAAAGUGUCGAAUAUGAAGGAUCCCAUGCUGGUGGAUACGGAGUAGGAAAUGCUCAUGGAGGAGGCUACGGAGGCGGUGAAGGAGGUGGAUAUGGCGGAGGAAAAGGGCUCGGAUCAGGAUUUGGAGGUGGAAAAGGUCUUGGUUCAGGCCUCGGAGGCGGCAAAGGUCUUGGUUCUGGUCUCGGAAGGGGCAAAGGUCUCGGUUCUGGCCUUGGAAGUGGCAAAGGUCUUGGAUCAGGAAUCGGUAGUGGACAUGGUUUAGGAAGUGGCCUUGGAAAAGGAUCUGGAAUCGGUAGCGGACAUGGUUUAGGAAGUGGCCUUGGAAAGGGAUCUGGAAUCGGUAGUGGUCAUGGUCUUGGAAGUGGAAUUGGUAGCGGACAUGGUCUAGGAAGUGGAAUUGGUAGCGGACAUGGUCUAGGAAGUGGAAUCGGUAGCGGACAUGGUCUAGGAAGUGGCAUUGGAAAAGGAUCUGGAAUCGGUAGUGGGCAUGGUCUAGGAAGUGGAAUUGGUAGCGGACAUGGUCUGGGAAGCGGAAUAGGUAGUGGACAUGGCCUUGGAAGUGGAGUCGGUAGUGGUCAUGGUUUAGGUAGCGGAGUUGGAAGUGGUCACGGUAUCGGUAGUGGUGUCGGAAAAGGAUCUGGAAUUGGAAGUGGACAUGGUCUUGGCAGUGGAAUUGGUAGUGGUGUAGGUAGUGGAUUGGGAAAAGGAUCUGGUAUCGGAAGUGGUGUUGGUAGCGGAUUUGGAAAAGGAUCUGGAGUCGGAAGUGGUGUUGGUAGUGGAUUUGGAAAAGGAUCUGGCAUCGGAAGUGGCGUUGGUAGUGGAUUUGGAAAAGGAUCUGGCAUCGGAAGUGGCGUUGGUAGUGGAUUAGGCAAAGGAUCUGGAAUUGGAAGCGGAAUUGGAAGUGGAGUUGGAAAAGGCAUCGGCAGCGGUAUUGGAAGUGGCAUUGGGAAAGGAUCUGGAGUAGGCAGUGGUAUCGGGAAAGGUCUUGGAAGUGGAAUCGGUAAAGGACUCGGCAGUGGAAUCGGAAGUGGUUUUGGAAAAGGUUCUGGACUUGGAAGUGGCUACGGAAAGGGACUUGGAAGUGGUUAUGGAAAAGGACUCGGAGGUGGAAAAGGUUUGGGGGGAGGAUACAGCGCAGAGGUUGCUGAAUAUGAACAAGGACACGGUCUCUCAGGAGAAUACGAAGAACAAGAUUUGCAUGAAGGUUAUGGUGUAGGUCAUGAAUCUGAUUCAUUGGAAGGUGGACAUGGUCUUGGAUUCUACGGAAAUGAUGAUGGACUUGACAAACAUUUCUAUGAAAAAAUCGUUACCGUUCCUAUCAUAAAAAGUGUUAAUGUCUUAAAGCAUAUCCCAGUAACUCAGCAUGUAAAAGUAAGCGAUGAUUCUGGAUACGGACAUUCCGAUGAAAGCGGUUAUGAAGCAAAUGAAGCCGAUAGUUAUGGACAUUCAUGGUAAUUGAGACGUAGAAUGUUUGGAUAACUUCUGACGAUCUCAGAUUGAUCUAUUUAUUUAUUGUUUGUAAAUACAUGAGCAAUUGUUAAGAAGCACUA
Molecule: messenger RNA, 1701 nt
Organism: Argiope bruennichi
Lineage: Eukaryota; Metazoa; Arthropoda; Arachnida; Araneae; Araneidae
Exons: 2
Coding region: 83-1606 (507 amino acids)
Source: RefSeq, a predicted model, not a curated record